AUGGAGGGAUUGGAUCCUUUGGUAAUUGCAAUUGCAAAGGUUAAGCAAAUCGUCGAAGGGAAGGUCACAUAUGGCCCUACUGAAUAUUUGGAGGUUGAUUAUCAAAUCUAUAUAAAGUGCAACAAAGUGGGUCGUUCGAUGCAAUCUGAAUAUGAGAAAGCCUUAAAAGAUUAUAUCAAUUCAUCAGUGGUUCCCGCAUUGAGGGAGAAAGAAGAUGAGCUUCUUUUGACAGAAGUUGUAAAGGAAUGGGAAUAUUACAAACAAAUGGUUACAAUUCUAUCCAAAUUUGUGUCUUUUCGUUUGACCAGUUCGAAUUAUUCGAUAAUAUUAGAACCCGAGGAAACUGCUCGGAGAUGCUUCCGUGAAAUAGUCUAG
This is a messenger RNA of Cryptomeria japonica (Japanese cedar), 375 nucleotides long. Its product is annotated as cullin-1-like. The transcript has a single exon. Bases 1 to 375 code for a protein of 124 amino acids. The record is from RefSeq and is a predicted model, not a curated record. NCBI's taxonomy places the organism in Eukaryota, Viridiplantae, Streptophyta, Pinopsida, Cupressales, Cupressaceae.